GGUGGCCCACCUCUCCACACCAGGGACGUCCAACCGCUGAACAAGUCCUAAGACUGACCAACACUCCUAGUGAAGUUGUCCAGCUGCUGGUUGCUCCUCAUCCUCGUCUUCAUCCUCAUCUCGUGGAAGCUGAGACGUCAUGGCAAGCGUUGGUCUUCUCCGAGUCCUCGUCCUGCUGAUGUUAGGGAUGAUUUUCCUCAGCGCCGUCUCUGCACAACGGAUCAGAGCUCAUCGCCAGCACAUGAAGGUCCGAAUCAAUGCCACUGGCGACACCAUCGUCAUGAAGUUUGUGCGUCCGAGUCCAGACAUGAAGCUGGAGGGUUACAUCCUGGGCUACGGCGGCAGCAUGUUCUCCAAACAGUUCAUCCAGCUGCCGGAGAACGGAAAAGCCUACGAGACGGAGCUGGAUGCUGAACCCAAAUACCUGGUGGCCGUGCAGCCGAUCCCAGCUAGCAAUGUGAAGAAGCAAUGCACAGGCAAGGUGAACCUGGAGAAGCCGCUUCAUCUGGUGAUUGGCUCCAUCAGCCCCACGGCCGUGCUCCUAUCCUGGGGCAACCACCUGAAGAUGCCCUAUGAGGGUAACAUCAUGAACGAGUGUCUGGAAGACGGGUUUUACACCAUCCGCUAUCGAGAGAGGAACAGGAAGUGGACCUAUCAGACCUGCCCAACAAGCGACACCGUCGUGGACAACCUGAAGCCCAACACUCCUUACGAGUUUGGAGUGCGCUCCAACAAGGACGAGCGCAGCAGCGUGUGGAGUAAACCAGUUGUCCACAACACCAACAUGGGCAAUAAAAACAUGAAGAAGCUUCACAAGGUGGGAAACCCUUUGACGAAACCCAUGAAACCUUCGGUUCUGUUCCCUCCUCGUCCAGCUGUGCACAACUGGACCCAUCCUCGACUCUCACUGCUCAAAAAGCCAGGUUUUCCUGGAGCUCCACGCACGUCCUUCGCGCCACCUAAGACCCAGCAGGAAGUCCUUCCUCUGCCGAGCUCUGACAAAGGAAAGGUUUUAACACUCAGCACCGGCCGACCAGUGGAUCCUCCAUCUUCCUCCCCCACCCGAGCAGCUCCUGCCGGCACCACACCCAUUACUAAGCUCCCCACCGGUGGUGAUCUGCUUCAGAACCUGACAACUCAGGCUCCCACUAAUGCUCCUGAGAAGCUUCAUAACCCUUCUGCCGUGAACAAAUCAAGGGACGGAUCAACACUGCUGAGAUCAGCUCUGGCCAAUGAGAGGGCCAAAACUAAUCUUUGGGGUCAAGACAGAGCCAGCAAUCCCUCCCCAACACUGCCUUUGCUACCCUUCAAGCCAGCAGCUACCACGGUUGUCAGAUCCAUGAGACCUGGAGGCUCAUCAGGAAAACCCCUUAACCCGUACCUUAAUGGCUUCAGGCUAUCUCACCCUUCCUAUAGAGCCAGUACCUCAGGGGUCCACGGACAGACACACCGGAGCAUGUCCGCACCUAAAGCAGCCUUAUGGCCCAGACCUCCACUGGGGUCGCCUGCUCGCCCAUCUCUACUGAGCAAGAAAACAAACCUGGUGGGCAAACCUGGACAAACGGACAAAGGGAAUAACCUGAAGACAGACAGGUUCAUGAGCCUACAACCUAAAGUCCCGCUAGCAACCACCAAGCCGACUCAACCGGAACGGAAACACAUCACAGCUACUGCUCCAACACCUGCAACCCGACAGGAAACAUGGGAGGACUCAGAUCUGUUUAAAUCACAGCCAAACUCCGAUGUUGAUGCUCUGGGAAAGAAGCGUUACGUGGCACCCCACGUCGUUUACCAAACUGGCAAGAAACCAGACGAGCCAUGCUCCAUCACCUCCUCCCUCAACUACUUCCCCCAAAGCGAAGCCAAUGAGGCAAAUGUGACGUCUCCACCCAAGACGGCACCCUCCAACCUGACAGUUGUGACGGUGGAAGGCUGCCCCUCAUUCAUUAUUCUGGACUGGGAGAAAGCGGACAAUGACACCACAGAGUAUGAAGUCAUCUCCACAGCGAAAGGGCCCGAUGGUGAGCAGGUUUCCGUCCUUACAACCAACCAGACCCACACUGCCGUGGAAAACCUCAAACCUGAGAGCAGUUAUGAGUUUAAGGUGCAGCCCAAGAAUGAGCUGGGUGCAGGACCUCCCAGCGAACCCGUGUCCUUCAACACAGAGUCAGCUGACCCACGAGUGAGCGAGAAUGUGUCAGGCAAAGACGCCAUCUGGACCCAGUUCCCCUUUAAGACGGACUCCUACUCGGACUGCCACGGUAAACAGUACGUGAAGAGGACCUGGUACCGCAAGUUUGUUGGCGUUCAACUCUGCAACUCACUCAGGUACAAGAUCUACCUGAGUGACUCCCUGAACGGUAAAUUCUACAACAUUGGAGAUCAGACUGGCUACGGAGAGGACCACUGUCAGUUUGUUGACUCGUUCCUGGACGGACGGACGGGCAGGCAGCUCAGAGCUGACCACCUCCCAAACCGACCUGGUUUCUACAGGGCCGUGCGUCAGGAGCCGGUCCACUUUGGCCAGAUAGGAGGACAUUCCCACAUCAGCUACGUCUCAUGGUAUGAGUGUGGAACCCCGAUCCCAGGAAAAUGGUGAACAGACUUGGUGCUGGAGUUGUCCUCAGAGAGGCCGUGGCCGGGUUCGCUUCCUGAAGAACCUGCAAGACCUUCAGUGUCCCUCACCUUACCUAGUGCUGUACAAACAUAUAAAGGACCUUGUCAGGGAAUUUGUAAAAGAGCAGUUAGUAAUAAUGGGCAGCGGGUGAAACUCCUGCUAGAUUUAUUUUGUGUUCAACACGAGGGAAGCUGGCUCCCUGGAACAAUGUCAUGAUUUAUAAGAUGUUAUUUAUCGAAAGGUCUUUGGCUUCUGUUGGUCUACAGAGUCAAACGAUCAUUGUGUUAAUGCUUCUGUGAAUCCUCUGGUGUCCAUUUGUGUAAUCUUUUGUGCAGACACUCUAAUCUAGCCGGACAUGUUGGGCAGACACCUGCUCCACGUGUCCUGUCUCUGCUGAAGACACGAGACGUGUCUUCAGACGAUGUCACAUCUGCUGCAGGAUGCUGGUGUCUGCUCGUGGCCUCGCUCCACAUCAGCCACCUGCUACAUCGUGUCAGACACGUCUCUGAUCUGUGGAUGAAGCUCUGCUGUUGGUUUCAUUAUCUGCUGAUUGUUUUCCCAGAGUUACUACUUGGGUCUAUGGAACUUGGACAGUGAUGUUUGCUUUGUUACAAUCAUGUUAAAUGGCUGCAAUGACCAUGUUUGUGGUGUUUGGUGCUCAAUCCAUUGAGGCAGGAGUCACUUGGUGUGUGGUUUGUGGUUGAGGCUCCUUCACUUGCAGUUUGCACAACGGACAUGUUUUUACUGUAUUCAGAGAAACUGUGGUGGUUCAGGACAGGUACAGACUCAUUCCCCUUUCCUGAACAAACAUUGAAGCAAGGCAGGAGCCAAACAACAAUACAUCCUUUUAUUAGUGACUCUGAAUUCUGAGUCAGUGCAGCCAAAGCAGACGUUUGACUGAGAGUGAAGCAGCCACAGGAGCAUCACAUGUUCAGAACACAUGGGCCCAUAACAAAUGCUGCUGGGUAUCUUCUUAUCCUGUUUACCAGACCUGUGUGCCUCCAUCCUCCAGCUGGAGCCGGACUGAACACAUGCAAGCCUUCGUUUGUUAUAAAACAGGGAUCACGUGAAACAACGCAGGAAGGAAACAAACAACAACAUUGGAAGGAAAACCAGGAUGUACAGUACAUUAACAAGAUCUGUUGCAAUGAAACAUUUGGAUUUUCGAUAAUAAAAAGGUUUGGAUUCUUUUUCUAAAAA
This is a messenger RNA of Betta splendens (Siamese fighting fish), 3817 nucleotides long. Its product is annotated as target of Nesh-SH3-like. Gene Ontology annotation, biological process: extracellular matrix organization; positive regulation of cell-substrate adhesion. Gene Ontology annotation, molecular function: protein binding. Bases 140 to 2599 code for a protein of 819 amino acids. The record is from RefSeq and is a predicted model, not a curated record. NCBI's taxonomy places the organism in Eukaryota, Metazoa, Chordata, Actinopteri, Anabantiformes, Osphronemidae. The transcript is spliced from 23 exons.